CUUCAUUGGGACCUCAUUUCGUGGCCUUUUUUACUCCCCGCAUUCCUCCCAAGGACUUCCUUGUCCCCAUCAACGAACCACUGCUAGCUCUCCAAUCUACUUAAACCCCGCAUUCAGCUAUAUUAGCCCGCCGGACCACAUCUUCCUCUCCCCGGCUUGUCGCAAUCUUCAAUUUGUUCCUCUUGCAUUACUCUCAAUUAGCUCACAUCACAUACCGUCACCAUGGGCAAGGACGACCAACCCAAGACCUACCGCUACAAUGAGAUGCCCAUCUACACCACCUCCAAUGGCUGUCCAGUUAUGGACCCCCAGGCUGCUCAGCGCGUUGGCCGCAACGGACCCCUUCUGCUUCAGGACUUCCACCUGAUCGACCUCCUCGCACACUUCGACAGAGAGAGAAUCCCGGAGCGUGUUGUCCACGCCAAGGGUGCUGGCGCCUUUGGUGAGUUCGAGGUCACCGAUGACAUCAGCGACAUCACCGUCAUCGACAUGCUCAAGGGCAUUGGCAAGAAAACCAAGCUGUUCACUCGCUUCUCAACCGUCGGUGGUGAGAAGGGCUCUGCGGACAGCGCGCGUGAUCCCCGUGGCUUCGCUAUCAAGUUCUACACUGAAGAGGGCAAUUGGGACUGGGUCUUCAACAACACCCCUGUCUUCUUCCUCCGUGAUCCCGCCAAGUUCCCCAUCUUCAUUCACACCCAGAAGCGCAACCCCCAGACCAACCUUAAGGAUGCCACCAUGUUUUGGGACUACCUUUCCACCCACCAAGAAGCCGUUCACCAGGUCAUGCACCUCUUUAGUGACCGUGGUACGCCCUACUCUUACCGCCACAUGAACGGCUACUCCGGCCACACUUACAAGUGGAUCAAGCCCGACGGCACCUUCAACUACGUCCAGAUCCACCUGAAGACCGAUCAGGGCAACAAGACCUUCAAUAACGAGGAGGCCACUCGCCUGGCGGCUGAAAACCCCGAUUGGCACACCCAGGACCUGUUCGACGCUAUUUCGCGUGGCGAGAACCCCUCAUGGACUUGCUACGUCCAGGUCCUGAGCCCCGAGCAGGCCGAGAAGUUCCGCUGGAGCGUCUUUGACCUGACUAAGGUCUGGCCUCAGAGUGAGGUUCCUCUGCGCCGCUUCGGCAAGCUCACUCUGAACAAGAACCCCGAGAACUACUUCGCCGAGGUUGAGCAGGCCGCCUUCUCCCCCUCGCACAUGGUGCCGGGCGUGGAGCCCUCUGCCGACCCUGUCUUGCAGUCCCGCCUCUUCUCCUACCCUGACACCCAGCGCCACCGUCUGAGCGGCAACUACGAGCAGAUCCCCGUCAACUGCCCGCUCCGCUCGUUCAGCCCCUGGCACCGUGAUGGGUACAUGAACGUGCACGGCAACUACGGAGCCAACCCCAACUAUCCCUCCACCUUCCGUCCUUACAACUACCAGCCCGUGAAGGCUAGUCAGGAGCACGAGAAGUGGGCCGGUUCCGUCGUUGUUGAGCAGCUGCCCGUCACCGAUGAGGACUAUGUGCAGGCCAACGGCCUUUGGCAGGUCUUGGGUCGCCAGCCCGGCCAGCAGGACAACUUCGUCCACAACGUUUCCUCUCACUUGUGCGCCGCCCACGAGCGUGUUCGCAAGGCCACCUACGGCAUGUUCCACCGUGUGAACCCCGAUCUGGGUGCCCGCAUCGAGAAGGCUACCGAGGCCAAGGCUGACCACUCCAAGUCUUCCCGUCUGUAAAAUAUAGUAUCUUACCCUUGUUCUUAUUUAGCCUUGUUCUUUGGUCCACGUGCAUAGUCAUCAUAGAAUGAUGAAUGUUAGAUAGCUAUGAUACCUAUUUACUCAAUUGACGCUUCAUUUAGU
Molecule: messenger RNA, 1851 nt
Organism: Aspergillus costaricaensis CBS 115574
Lineage: Eukaryota; Fungi; Ascomycota; Eurotiomycetes; Eurotiales; Aspergillaceae
Gene: fgaCat
Product: catalase easC
Exons: 3
Coding region: 223-1728 (501 amino acids)
Biological process (GO): hydrogen peroxide catabolic process; response to hydrogen peroxide
Cellular component (GO): cytoplasm; mitochondrion; peroxisome
Molecular function (GO): catalase activity; heme binding
Source: RefSeq, a predicted model, not a curated record